AUGGAGAAAUCCUUUGCAGGUUUACUGCGUAACUCGCGAUUAGCAAGCUAUGAUCGCAAAUUAGGACAAGUAUACGAAGUAUCAAGAAAGAACCAGAAGAAGGGCAACUGGGGCUUAAAGCGCAACCUACCGAGUGUCAUUCGUACCCCUUUUGUGACGAUCGGUGAUCUCGACACAGCCGAACACCAAACGCCAUGGCAGUCUGGCACCAGCAAAGUCAUGUUUGUUCGUCGAUGGAAAGAGAAUUUCCCCAACUCCAGAAGGCCUGCACCACGACCUGAACACGUCGAUCACAACGUUGCAUUAAUGACGCCUGCUGAUUUCAAACGCUUUGUUAAAUCUGCCUCUAAACGUGCACCACAGUUCCAGCAAGAAAUUAAAGACAAAAAGUUAAAACCGGAACAAGUCUACGAAUACCUGGGCGCUACAUUCAGCGACACACCUUCUACGAGCGUUGUCGGUCCUACAUACAGCGAGCACGAUGUCGGUAUGAACUAUCCAGUCGAGGGACGAUUCCUCAAUGUUGAUCGACAAGGUUAUGCCGUCGGUGUUGCUGGCAUUGUUGCACUGUGCCAGAAGCGAUACAUGGACACUGUAAGAUACCACGGUGACCGACGGCAACGGGUAUUCUAUGUCGAAGAUGCUUCUAUAGAUGCUCAAGGACGACCUGCUGUCAUGGUACGACCGAACCAGCCUGGAUCUUCGUCUAUCCCUGCCAUCUUGGGCACAAAUGAACGGUACACAGCCGGCUCAAUGAACGCUAGCGAUAUGUUCAACACCUCACGAUCCCGAACCCGCAACAACCCACCACGCGAAGAAAGACCUGAUAACUCUCAAGAAAACCCGCACCACGAAGUGCUUAUGGAGCAGUUCAAUGUGCUAAAGAAUUUGGAAAAGAAGAAGGAUGAAUAA
Messenger RNA from Zychaea mexicana, 912 nucleotides. RefSeq lists its product as uncharacterized. NCBI's taxonomy places the organism in Eukaryota, Fungi, Mucoromycota, Mucoromycetes, Mucorales, Lichtheimiaceae. The coding region runs from base 1 to 912 and encodes 303 amino acids. The transcript has a single exon. The record is from RefSeq and is a predicted model, not a curated record.